AUGGCUUGCAUGAAACUGGGAUCCAAAAGUGAUGCAUUUCAAAAACAAGGGCAGGCCUGGUUCUGCACAACUGGGCUUCCCAGUGAUAUUGUUGUUGAAGUUGAGGAGAUGUCCUUUCAUCUUCACAAGUUUCCUUUGCUCUCUAGAAGUGGGGUUCUGGAAAGUUUGAUUGCAGAAGCAUCAGAAGGAGGAGAUAGAAAAUGUGUCAUACGUCUCCCUAACAUUCCUGGUGGGGCCAAAACAUUUGAGCUCGUGGCCAAGUUCUGCUAUUGUGUGAAACUUGAACUUACGGCCUUAAAUGUUGUGUAUCUCCGUUGUGCUUCCGAGCAUCUCGAAAUGACUGAGGAAUAUGGGGAGGGAAAUCUAAUUACACAGACUGAGACAUUUUUAAACCAAGUUGUCCUUCGUAAUUGGAAAGACUCUCUAAAGGCACUGCAAACAUGUGAUGAUAUUCUUCCUCAUGCUGAAGAACUUCAUAUUACCAAGAGGUGCAUCGAGUCACUAGCCACAAAGGCUUGUACUGACCCAAAUCUCUUUGGUUGGCCGAUGAUGGAACAUGGACCCAUGCAGAGCCCUGGGGGAAGUGUCAUGUGGAAUGGAAUAAGCACAGGAGCUAGACCAAAACAUUCAAAUUCAGAUUGGUGGUAUGAAGAUGUAUCAACUUUAAGUUUACCUCUGUAUAAGAGGUUGAUUUCCAAUAUGGAAUCUCAUGGAAUCAGACGGGAAUUUCUUGCUGGAUCCCUUGCCUUCUAUGCGAAAAAAUACCUACCUGGGCUGAAUCGGCGUCAAGGUGCUAAUGAAACUACCUCCCGUUUGAUGCCCAUGACUUUGGGGACUCCACCAUCAGAGGAAGAGCAGAAGAUUUUACUCGAAGAGAUUGAUCUAUUACUUCCAGUGCAAAAGGGUCUAGUUCCAACCAAGUUUUUGUUUGGUCUUCUUCGGACAGCCAUGAUUCUAAAAGCAAACCCCUCUUGUUUGACAAACUUGGAAAAGAGAAUUGGGAUGCAGCUUGAUCAAGCAACACUUGAAGAUCUUUUGAUGCCCAAUUUCUCUUAUUCCAUGGAGACACUUUACAAUGUUGACUGUGUGCAGCGGAUUCUUGAGCACUUCCUCGCCAUGGAUCAAAUUACAGGUGGAUCCUCUCCAUGUUCAGUUGAUGAUGGCCAGUUGAUUGGAUCACCAUCACUGACACCAAUCACAACGGUAGCCAAGCUGAUUGAUGGGUACCUUGCUGAGGUUGCCCCUGAUGUUAAUUUGAAGCUCCCAAAGUUUCAGGCUCUUGCUGCUGCUGUUCCUGAGUAUGCGAGGCCCUUAGAUGAUGGUCUUUACCGUGCAAUAGACAUUUAUCUAAAGUCGCACCCAUGGUUGGCAGAGUCUGACAGAGAACAGCUCUGCAGGUUGAUUGAUUGCCAGAAGCUCUCCUUGGAAGCUUGUACUCAUGCUGCGCAGAAUGAGAGGCUGCCCCUAAGAAUAAUAGUCCAAGUUCUCUUCUUCGAGCAGCUUCAAUUGAGGACUUCCAUUGCUGGUUGCUUUCUGGUUUCUGACAAUCUUGAUGGAUCAAGACAAUUGAGAAGUGGGUUUGCCGGGUCUACUGAUGGUGGCUGGGCAACAGCUGUCCGAGAGAAUCAAGUUUUGAAGGUGGGAAUGGAUAACAUGAGAAUGCGGGUUUCUGAGCUUGAGAAGGAGUGUUCUAGCAUGAGACAUGAGAUUGAGAAAUUAGGUCGCACCAAGGUUUCUAGCACUUGGGGAAAUGUGUCGAAGAAAUUUGGAUUUAAAAUGAAGUCUCAGAUGUGUAGUGCACAAGAAGGGUCUGUUAGCAACCAGAAUAAUGGAAGUGCCAAGAUUGAGAAGACUAAGGACAGGCAUGCAAAGGACAAGAAAAACUCUUCUUCAGAUGGGUAA
Molecule: messenger RNA, 1902 nt
Organism: Dovyalis caffra
Lineage: Eukaryota; Viridiplantae; Streptophyta; Magnoliopsida; Malpighiales; Salicaceae
Source: the annotation of a GenBank genome assembly